Phycomyces blakesleeanus NRRL 1555(-) is the source of this 1113-nucleotide messenger RNA. RefSeq lists its product as hypothetical. Lineage: Eukaryota; Fungi; Mucoromycota; Mucoromycetes; Mucorales; Phycomycetaceae. The transcript is spliced from 10 exons. The coding region runs from base 1 to 1113 and encodes 370 amino acids. The record is from RefSeq and is a predicted model, not a curated record. Gene Ontology annotation, biological process: protein deubiquitination; ubiquitin-dependent protein catabolic process. Gene Ontology annotation, molecular function: cysteine-type deubiquitinase activity. Gene Ontology annotation, cellular component: cytoplasm.
AUGACACGCGACAACCAAAGUGAACGAUGGCUAGUCAUUGACCCAGAUCCCCGUGUAUUAUCUAAGCUUUGCCUUAGUAUGGGUGUCAAGGGUGUUCAAGUAGAGCAGAUCCAACCGUCUAACCGAGACUUUAUCCGUGAACAAAGGCCAGUACAUGGCGUAAUCCUAUUACUUCAUCAAGUGCCACCAGCUAUUAAUGGAGAAGAAACUUCAAGCAAUGGCAUUUACUUUUCUAAUCAAAUUGUUCGUGAAGGAUAUGCAACUCAUGCAUUGAUAAACAUAUUGAUGAACUGUGGCGAAAUGGUUGACAUUGGAUCUACCUUGAAAGAAUUCAAGGAAUUCACUCGAGAAUUCACUCCAAUCGAAAAAGGGCACAGUUUAUCAAGUAGUCAUGUACUCAGAGAGGCGUCAAACAAUAUUGCAAAGCGACAGGAAAGUAGAGGUGUUUUUCAUGCUAUUACCUAUGUUCAUUAUGGCGGAUUUCUAUGGGAGUUGGAUGGUUGCCGAAAGAGUCCUUCAAGACUAGUUGCUUGUACAGAAACUACAUGGUUAGGCGUAGCCCAGAAUGAAUUGAGACGCAAGGCAGAUAUGCUCUAUCGACAUCAAACUCCAUAUUCGAUGUGGGCUGUGAUAGAGGAUAGACGACAAGUAUAUCAUCGGCAGUUAGUUGGCAAAGCUUACUUGAGACAGGCAGUCGAAAACGAGCUAGAUAGCUUAUAUCCUGCUUGGCGUGUGACUUUGAACAUUAAUCGAUGGGAAGAAGAGUACCAGUACCACAUGGAGCAUAAUGUAAAUCAAGCUGGAAAGGAAUUGGUGAGAGAGCGUGAUUAUUGCCGUGUAUUUGAGGAUCUCCCGGUAGAUGAGCAAAUAUCAAUUCAAACAAGUAUCAAGACAGACGUACGGGGGUGGUCAGAAGCAGAGCUGACUGAUAGGUGGAUGCAAACCCAAGAUGAAUCAUUGAGGCUAUAUGAGCGACUAGGCACAGAAUAUCAAAAGCAUAAAGAAUACCGAGACGACACAGUACGGAGGAAGUACAACUAUGAGCCUUUUAUCGAGGCAUACAUCAAAUGCUUAGCAAAGCAUAAACUGCUUGAUUACAAUCAAGCUCCAUAA